UUCUACUUCAGGUUCGAGAUAAAUCGACUGGGACGAACAGCAAGAGAGAAGAAUCUGCCUCUCUUCUCUCACAGUUUGAGGUGCGUGGAUUUUAGAUCCGAAAUCGACGAGAGCUAACUGGCCCGAGUUUUAGAAAGUAGGGGAAUUGGCCAGCGAAGUCUCUGGCACGGAGUGAUCAAGGAGGGUGGUGGGGAGAGAUGGUACUGGGGUGUAUGAUGAUUUUUCUUUUCUUUUUUUUUUAAGUUCUAAAUUUUUUAAUUUUCUUUUAACUAGGAUAUUUUUUUUGAGAAGUUGCUUACCAAACAAGUUCUUGAAUUUAAAAAUUUUAAAUCAAAACUUAGAAUAUUUUUAUGAAUAAAAAAAUCAAAAUUUUGAGUCAAUUCUCAAAAGUAGGAUACCAAAGGGCCUCUCAAGAAUGUGUAUCCAACUUGGAAAACCAAGUAACCCUACAAUUAUAAGCAAGCAAGCAGAUUUAUACGACCAGAGCCGGCCUUCAUUUCUUACAUUGUUCUAGCCCUCCUAGAGGUCACAUUUCAUCAGAUAUAUUUACAAUUGUUUGAAAACUGUAGCCAUAAAUCGUAUCGCUACGAAUCAUGUCACCACAAACAUUGUUAACUCUGGCUUACUGGUCUAAAACAAACAGAAAAAACCAAGUGCCGAUCUCUGAAACACGUCCAAUCUUCUUCCGAAGAAUCUUUCGCAGUCAACUAAUCAGCCAUAGAUGAAAUCAAGGAACUCAUUUUGUUUUUAUCUCAUACAUUCUCGACUUACUUGUUGAUUGACUGACUAAACAAGUUUAAUUAAUCUUCUUAAAAACUUUGUAGUUGCAGCCUCGAUCGGUCGAACCAAAGACAACAUCUUCAUCGUGUACGCAGAAGACAGAAAGCAACUCCGUAACCAACUGCCACUUCAUCUGGCAAUAUUAAUUUUCCUGUACUUUCUUUCUCUUCCUUGAGUUCACAAACCCUAAACCCCACAGUCUCUCGACAUGCAGAAGCGAUUUCGGCAAGUUUUCACAGCUAUAAGAGAGCACAGCUCCGUGAACUAUGCCAAAAUCGCUAUGGUUGGAGGGUUUUGCAAUGUCGAACUCAUCAUCAUAAAAACCACUGCUCCUGAUGACUUGCCAUUGCCCGAAAAGUACAUUCAGGAGCUCUUGAAAAUCUUCUCCAUCUCCCCGUCUUCGUUGAGAGAUUUUUUACUCAGCUUCGCUCGCCGCUUUGGCAAGACUCACUGCUGGCGGGUUGCACUCAAGUGUCUAAUUCUACUCCACCGCCUACUCCGUUCGGUGCCUGAAGACAGCAACUUCCGGUCUGAGCUCCUUUGGGCUCAAUCCAACGGUUUGAUGUCUCUCAAUCAGUGUCACUUCCGCGAUGAUUCUUCCUCGGCUUCUGCCUAUUACAGUGCCUUUAUUAGAUCGUACGCUCAGCUCCUCGACGAAGCUCUUCAUUGCUAUUGGUUGGAUUCCAGGGCAGCGUACGACCAGCAAGAACAACGACAAUAUGAAGAAUAUCACAAACAAGAAGAAGAAUACGAAGAAGAAGGAAAAGAAGAAGAAGAGCCGGAAUUUGAGAGCUUAUCUAAUAGAAUGACGGAAGUAGGUCGAAUGCUUGAAGUGUUGCCACAGCUCCAAACCCUCAUUGACCUUGUCAUGGACUGCCGUCCCACAGGACCAGCAGCCAAAGCCUUCCUCGUCCAACUCGCCAUGAAACACAUCAUCAGAGACAGCCUCAUGUGCUACACAAUCUUCCGCAGCGAAAUCGUCGCGGUUCUGGACAGUUUGUUUCAAAUGCCAUACAGGAGUUGCAUUUUGGCUUUCGGCAUUUACAAAAAGGCAGCCGUCCAAGCAAACCAACUCAGCGAAUUUUACGAGUGGUGUAAAGCCAUGGGACUCUGCGGAUCGUACGAGUAUCCCUUCGUUGAUCAAAUCCCACACAUACAAAUUCAUGCUCUCGAGAAUUUUCUCAAUGGUAUGUGGCAGUUGACGGAGUCCUCAUCCACACCAACUUCGCCAACUUCUUCGGCCUCGGUGUCGUCAUCUUUCGUGGAGUUUUCAAGUUCCAGCACUUUGACAGAGGACGAUAUUAAGGAUUUUGUAUUUAUGUCACAAAAUGAUCAUAUUCCUGUUAGUACAAAAUGGGAGAAGUCGUUGAUUCAGUUCGAAAGAGAAGGUUAUGACGAGGAGAAGCUGUUGAUUCAGUUUGAUGAGGAGAAGCCGUUGAUUGAGUUCGAUGAUGAUAUCGUUGACGAAAGCUGGGAGACCCUGCUUGAUGCUUCCAUUAACAAGUCUCCUGAUGCUGAAACUCAACAAAACAAUGUAUGGCAGAUGCAAAUAUGCAACCCCAAUGCUCUAAAUCCUUUCUAUGAUUCCAUCAGCCAGUCAUCAGGCCAAAUUACCAUGAGGACUAUAACGUUUGCUGUAACCAAAUUUAGCUGAAAAAUGCAGGCUUUAUAUAAAUAUUGUAGGAAUUAUAUAAAUAUUUGUUUCAUUU
Pyrus x bretschneideri (Chinese white pear) is the source of this 2489-nucleotide messenger RNA. Its product is annotated as probable clathrin assembly protein At4g32285. Gene Ontology annotation, cellular component: clathrin-coated vesicle; clathrin-coated pit. Lineage: Eukaryota; Viridiplantae; Streptophyta; Magnoliopsida; Rosales; Rosaceae. Gene Ontology annotation, molecular function: SNARE binding; 1-phosphatidylinositol binding; clathrin heavy chain binding. Gene Ontology annotation, biological process: clathrin-dependent endocytosis; clathrin coat assembly; vesicle budding from membrane. The record is from RefSeq and is a predicted model, not a curated record. The coding region runs from base 989 to 2434 and encodes 481 amino acids. The transcript has a single exon.